Messenger RNA from Anastrepha obliqua, 1548 nucleotides. RefSeq names its product 39 kDa FK506-binding nuclear protein (gene Fkbp39). The record is from RefSeq and is a predicted model, not a curated record. The coding region runs from base 146 to 1267 and encodes 373 amino acids. Gene Ontology annotation, molecular function: peptidyl-prolyl cis-trans isomerase activity; macrolide binding. The transcript is spliced from 5 exons. Gene Ontology annotation, cellular component: nucleolus; chromatin. NCBI's taxonomy places the organism in Eukaryota, Metazoa, Arthropoda, Insecta, Diptera, Tephritidae.
AUUCGCGUUCGUUUCUUUGGCAUUCAUCUGCGAAGGAAUUUUAUUGUCUCCUCGUUACCGGCAUCGUUAAAGUAUUUUUGGUGAAUCUUGAAAAUUUUUAGUACAGUUAAUUUAGCAGAGUGUUACUUCAUUAAAUAAUAACAAAAUGUUUUGGGGAUUAAAUUUGAAGCCCAACCGUAAAUAUACGCAAACAACAAGCAAACCGUUCCACAUUUCCUUAGCGUCAUUGGAAUCGGACAAUGUGGCAGAUGAUGGGCCCAACCAAAUAUUCAUCAAUCAUGAUAAUCAAAAGUUCUUGAUUUGCACGUUGCGCAAAGGAAGUUGCGAACAAGUCAUGCUGGAUCUUAAUUUCGGCGAAGGGGAUGAAAUUUGCUUUCAGUGUAUUGGCAGUGGUAAUGUGAGUCUCACUGGCUACCUCAUUGAUAAAUUCAAUUUCAUGGAUGACGUAGAAGAUGAAGAUGAGUCGGAGUUAGAAGAAGAAGAUAUUCAAGAUCUUCGCCAGGCUCUGAAUAAGAAAGCAAAUGCCAAAAAGGGGGUCAAUGGCAAGAAGCAAAAAAUUAACAAUGCAGAGGAAGAUGAAGACGAUGACGAUGAGGAUGAUAGUGAUUUCAACGCCGAAGGUUUAGAUCAAGUCGAGGAAGGCUCGGACGGGGAAGAUGAUGACGAUGAAGAUGAUGAUGAGGAUGAUGACGACGACGACGACGAUGGCGACGAUGAUGAUGAUGAGGAUGAAGAAGAAGAGGAGAGUGAAGAUGAGGAAGUUCAGCAACCGAAAGCAAAACAGCCAAAGUUGGAGAAGCCUCAGAAACAACAAAAUGGUAUUGCAAAGGAAAGCGCAGCCAACAAGAAAGGCAAAAAAGAUAAGAAGCCUAAUAAGAAUGAGCAACAGCCGCAAAAACAGCAACAACAACAACCGAAAGCUGGUGGCGAACGCGUAAUCACUGGAGGUGUCAAAAUUGAGGAUAUACGUGUAGGCAAUGGGCAAGAAGCUAAACAAGGCAAACGUGCAGUGGUAUACUACGAAGGUCGUCUUAAGUCCAAUAACAAAGUAUUCGACAGUUUGAAAACCGGUGCUGGAUUCAAAUUUGGGCUUGGACGAGGUGAAGUCAUUAAGGGUUGGGAUGUUGGUGUAGUAGGAAUGAAGGUUGGAGGCAAGCGUCGCAUUUUAUGCCCACCACAUAUGGCAUACGGAGCACGUGGUUCACCACCCACAAUUCCGCCAAACAGCACACUCGUCUUCGAGGUGGAGUUGAAAGGCGUUCAUUAGAUAUAUAUAAUUCUUAAUUUUGUUUCUAAUAAUUAAGCAUUUAUCUGUUUGCAGUAGUUCGCAUUCAAAUAUUUCGAUGUGUUGUUGUGAGCUUCAUUUAAUUUUAAUACCACUUGUUUAUGAGUAUUGCAUAAAUGUAAGGGUAUUGUGCGGCACGGCAAGCUAAAACGUAAACUUUUUAUAACAUCUGGAAACGUGCCUAGAUAAUUGUUCUGUUAUCUGCUCAUGCAUAAUUUAACAAGUUAUUAAAUACAUUCGAAGUACUUUUUUGUAAUAAUAAA